Messenger RNA from Antrostomus carolinensis (chuck-will's-widow), 1521 nucleotides. RefSeq names its product ubiquitin carboxyl-terminal hydrolase 45-like. Gene Ontology annotation, cellular component: nucleus; cytosol. The annotation marks the transcript as partial. Gene Ontology annotation, molecular function: cysteine-type deubiquitinase activity. Gene Ontology annotation, biological process: protein deubiquitination. The transcript has 5 exons. The record is from RefSeq and is a predicted model, not a curated record. Lineage: Eukaryota; Metazoa; Chordata; Aves; Caprimulgiformes; Caprimulgidae.
AACCAAUUGAACCAGGAAAGACGGCUUGCCAGAAAAGCUUCCUUGAAUGAAGAAGAAAGAAGUCCUGUUAUCAUGCAGGAAAAAACCAAAAAGCUUGAGCUGGAAGGUAGCUCUGGCAUCCCGUACGCCAGAGACACGACUGCUGACUCUGCUGUAAAUGGAAGCCAGACGGAGGGCAGUGAGAAGGAAGCCAGCCGCUCUGAAAGCAGCUUUGAUGCAGACAGUGAAGCCUCAGAAAGUGAAAGUGCUUCGAAGCAAACAGCUUUUGGCCCAUCCAGCAACGUGUCUGGUUUGCAGGGCAACCACAAAAAUGUUAAAAUGCCACACAACAAACCAGGUGACAGUCCCGAUGAGAUGAUUUCCAGCGCCAUAUCCAAACUCAGCUUCUGUGAUACUCUAAAGGAAGAUAAAAAAUCGAGCCGUGGGGAUCCAGCGUUGGGCUUAUCGAAUAAUUCCAUGUUCUCAGUAGACAAAUCCCCGCUAUCCCAAAACCCUCAAAAUGCUUUUCAGACGCUUUCCCAGAGCUACAUAACGAGCUCAAAGGAAUGUUCUGUUCAGUCCUGCCUUUACCAGUUCACCUCUGUAGAGCUCCUCAUGGGGAACAACAAGCUUUUAUGUGAGAGCUGCACAGAAAGGAAACAGAAGUAUCAGAAGAAAACCAACUCCACAGAAAAGAAAAUGGAAGGUGUCUACACCAAUGCUCGAAAACAGCUGCUGAUUUCUUCAGUUCCUGCUAUUCUUAUUCUCCAUCUGAAAAGAUUCCACCAGGCUGGUUUGAGUCUACGGAAAGUAAACAGGCAUGUGGAUUUCCCACUGAUUUUAGACUUGGCACCGUUUUGUUCCGCAUCCUGUAAGAAUGUCACGGAUGGCACAAGAGUGCUGUACAGUCUUUAUGGAAUAGUGGAGCACAGUGGCUCAAUGAGAGGUGGUCAUUAUGCGGCGUAUGUGAAAGUCCGAACACCUUCCAAGAAAUUACUGGAGCACAUUUCCACCACCAAAAAUGUGCUAGGUUUAAAAGAAGCCAUGGGAGCAUCAGGAGGACAGUGGGUGUAUGUUAGUGAUGCCCAUGUUCAGAUGGUUCCAGAAUCAAGAGUACUAAAUGCACAAGCAUAUCUACUUUUUUAUGAAAGAUUAUUACUAUAAUUCUCCACAGUUUAAUUUAAAAGAUGGUAGUGGUUAUUUAGUUUAUCUUAUUUAAAGCUGCAGUGGUAAGAGUACCUGUAUAUAUUGUGCCUUUAUCUUGUAGAGAAUUUAUCAUAUGUUGACUCUGAAGUUCAGUCAAGCUAUUAUAAAUAUCUGAAUGGUUCUCUUAAAGUAUGCACUUUGCCAAACAUUUAAAAUCCCUGGAUUCAUUAAAAUACAGUAACGUUAGAAUGUAAGAUGAUGUCCUAUCCUACUGAGGUCUAUGGAAAGUUUGUUCUUGAUUUUCAUAAAGAUAAGCUCUCGCCCAUAGUUCUAGAGCAGUUGAGAAUAUAAAUGCUGAUAGCGUUAAGUGCCUGGAUUUGCUAGUGUACAGUAACA